Molecule: messenger RNA, 1503 nt
Organism: Mercenaria mercenaria
Lineage: Eukaryota; Metazoa; Mollusca; Bivalvia; Venerida; Veneridae
Product: serine-enriched protein-like
Exons: 5
Coding region: 1-834 (277 amino acids)
Molecular function (GO): protein binding
Source: RefSeq, a predicted model, not a curated record
AUGGUAAAUGAAAAAAAAACCAUUAACGAAGCGAAGCUCUUUGCGACUGGUUCGUAUAGCACUAAUACACGUGAAUCCGACUUCCCUUGGAAGAACCACGGUAGACCUCUGGUAUGCGAGAAUGAUUCUGACGCAGAAGUGCCAGCAAGAUCCCAUGACUAUAAGAUUCCAACAGAUCGUCAAGAUAAUGAACAUGUGAGUGCACGAGUUAAAAGCACGCACGCGCUUUGUGAGAGUCUGAGACUUAUCAUGGAAAUUCCAGAGAUGUGUGACGUCACGUUUCUUGUCGGACCACGUGAAAUACCUGUGCAUGGAGUUCGAGCCAUUCUUGGGACCGAAGCAAGUACGUUAACACUGACUCGUGCUUCACAAAUCUCUUCAAAACAAUUUCAAAUCAUGUUUUCGUCCAUUUUCAGAGUCCUGUACCAGCUUAUAAUCAAGCACCUGAAUCUACGUGAGACUGGGCUGAAAUACACCAUACAACCUUCUUUACGUCACUAUGGAGACCGACUUAUCAUUCCCGUCAGGAAAUAUGACGCCGAGGUGUUCCGAAUGCUUAUCCAGUUUGUUCACAGCGGUACGGCCACCAUCACAGAUUCCACCGUUUUCGGUUUACUUUGCGGAGCAGAUCAGUUUGAGUUGAAGGACCUGGAACAAGCUUGUUGGGAGUAUAUGGACCGGCGAAUAGAGUGUGAUUGCGGAGAUGUUUGUCGUCUGCAAGGGCCUACCAAAAACCACAGAAAAGCUCAUGAAAUAUUCAAUACAAUUUAUUGCACGAUCGAAAGACAAAAUCCAGUAUCAGCCAGCAGUUCCUCCAGAAAUCUUUACGCUUGAAACAGAAGCAAUAAAUUAGCUCUAGCGAGCAGGACUUACUCAUCUCUACCCUUCCACCUUGAGGAAGAACGAAGCGCAGAACUAUACAAGAGUGUCAUCUUCAGUCGACACGGUGUGUGUAUGUGUGUGUAAGACACGCAACUAGAAUAUCUGGAAUGUAGUAAGUGCGGCGCCGGACAUGGACUGUAAUCCAGUGGCACUUGGAAAGAAGUCCUCAUCAACAGUGUAUUCUUCUGCAAUUAGAAGAGUUUGGUCAUCAUCGCAGUAUUGAUUUACUAAAACUGGUGUGUUUGUAACUAACAGAGUGAAAAAGAUAUAUUCGCAGUAGUGUAUUUAGGACUAUGCAACUGACGGCAACGCAGCAAAAAGACAUGAUCUAUACAUUAAGUCACGUGAUAAGAGCUUUAUGGUAUUGGACUCGCAAUAACACUCGGCAAUUUCCGUGUGAUGACGUAUUCUCAGUCGAAAAUUCGGUAUUCUCCGGACGUAAAUAUACUUUAACACUUUCGUGGCUUUCCGUGAAAAGCGGAGAAUGCCGAAAUCGCUUACGGAGAACACGGAAUUUGGCGUUCGUCAGUACGGGUCUACUGUCUUAACUUGCUAAUAGAUAGUUUCUAUAGUAUAUGUGCGAUUAUCAAAAUUGGUGCUGAAAACUUUGUACAAAUGUUA